AUGCUGCUGGCUGUUGGUAUUGGUCCAUUGAUUCACACAUUCACCUUUUCCAUACAGGUUCGUGAUGUUACACAUGAGAACACAGUCAGGUUUGUUGGUGCUUGUGUUGACACAAAUAACAUCCUCAUACUGACAGAAUACUGUCCCAAAGGCAGUCUAAAGGAUGUGCUUGAGAAUGGAGAACUAGAUUUAGACUGGAAUUUUCGGAUGUCACUCAUACAUGACAUUGUGAAGGGUAUGGCAUAUUUACACAGUUGUGAGCUUGGGGUACAUGGUAAACUUCGUUCAGGAAACUGCCUCAUUGAUGGACGAUUCGUGUUAAAGAUAACAGACUUUGGAUUACGCUCCCUAACUACUCCAGCAGAAGUAAUAAAGGAUCAUAAUUAUUUCACUAAACUCCUCUGGAUUGCACCUGAGCUUCUGCCACAAACUACUGUGCCUGGAAACCCUGCAACACAAAAGGGAGAUGUCUACAGUUUUGGAAUCAUACUGGAAGAAAUAAUCCUCAGAGCUGGCCCUUUUGAAGCUGCUAAACAAUUUCUCACACCACCUGAGAUUGUGAGUCGAGUGGCGGCUAGAGAGGUCCCACCAUUUCGUCCAGAUGUUGGUGAGCAGGAUUGUCCAUCAGAACUAUUGGAUCUGAUGCAUCAGUCAUGGUCUGACAAUCCAGAUGACAGACCUACAUUCCAGUCUAUACGACAAGUAAUCCGCUCAAUUCGCAAAGGCUACUGUGAAAACUUAAUGGAUGAUCUGCUUCGCCGCAUGGAGCAAUAUGCAAACAAUUUGGAAGCACUUGUUGAAGAGAAAACAGAGCAACUCAGUCAAGAAAAGAAACGUUCUGAGGAACUUUUGUACCAAGUACUACCAAGACCUGUAGCAGAACAGCUCAUGGCUGGAGAAGUCGUGCAGCCAGAACAGUUUGAAACUGUUACAAUUUAUUUCAGUGAUAUUGUUGGUUUCACUGGCCUCUGUGCUCAAAGUACACCAAUGGAGGUUGUCGAUUUUCUGAAUGAUCUUUACAGUACAUUUGACAGAAUUAUUGGGUUUUAUGAUGUUUACAAGGUGGAGACAAUUGGUGAUGCCUACAUGGUUGUAUCUGGUUUGCCUAAGAGGAAUGGAGAUGAUCAUGCAAAGGAAAUUGGAUUAAUGGCUAUUGCUAUCCUAGAUGCAGUGAAGUCUUUCACGAUAAAGCAUCGUCCAGACACACAGCUCAAAAUUCGGAUUGGUAUACAUUCAGGACCAGUGUGCGCAGGUGUAGUGGGUCAGAAAAUGCCACAUUACUGUCUCUUUGGUGACACAGUAAAUACAGCCUCUAGGAUGGAAUCAGGUGGAGAACCACUUCGAAUCCAUGUGAGCAGCUCAACAAAAGAGAUCCUGGAGAAAUUUGGCACAUUCAAGCUGGAGCUCAGGGGUGAAGUAGAACUAAAAGGAAAAGGUCGACUAACAACCUACUGGCUGCUUGGCUGUUCCGAACCAGAUAACAGGCCCACAACACCUCGUUCACCUGAAGCUCCUGUUAUUGACAUCAGCUAUCCCUUGUUGUUCCAGAACAAUAACAGUCUGGUAAUCAUUAGCCAUUUUGAUGUAUAUUGA
Messenger RNA from Schistocerca nitens (vagrant locust), 1593 nucleotides. RefSeq names its product atrial natriuretic peptide receptor 1-like. The transcript has 12 exons. Bases 1 to 1593 code for a protein of 530 amino acids. The record is from RefSeq and is a predicted model, not a curated record. Gene Ontology annotation, biological process: cGMP biosynthetic process; protein phosphorylation; intracellular signal transduction. Gene Ontology annotation, molecular function: protein kinase activity; ATP binding; guanylate cyclase activity. NCBI's taxonomy places the organism in Eukaryota, Metazoa, Arthropoda, Insecta, Orthoptera, Acrididae.